UAACAAUAACAUAAUUGGGGAUUAUUCCUUCACUAAUUCCGUUUUCAAACCCUAAUUUCGGAUCAACUGCAAAUGGGGAAGAUUCCGGUGAAGAUCAAAUCCGUUGUGUACGGCCUCUCGCCGUUCCAGCAGAAGAUAAUGCCCGGUCUCUGGAACGAAUUCACCCAUAAGAUCACUCACAAAGUCACCGAGAAUUGGCUCAACGCCGUUCUUCUCGUCGGCCCUGUCGUCGGCGUUUACUCGUAUGUCCAGAGCUAUCAAGAAAGUGAGAAAUUGAAGCAUAGGUACUAAUGAACAUGAAAGAAUGAUUGAUGUCUCCUUCCUUUAAAUAAAUGAAAGUAAUUUCCAUUAUUGAUUAUACAUACAGUGGUUUAUUGUGUUUGUUGAACUCCUUAUCCAUUUUUGUCACUUUUUUCACUAAUGAUUUUAUUCGCGUAUGGUCUGGGUUCAAAUGAACCCACUUGAUCGUUCAUUUAUGUUCAUGCAAACGUAUUUUUAACA
Molecule: messenger RNA, 501 nt
Organism: Helianthus annuus (common sunflower)
Lineage: Eukaryota; Viridiplantae; Streptophyta; Magnoliopsida; Asterales; Asteraceae
Product: cytochrome b-c1 complex subunit 8
Exons: 2
Coding region: 73-291 (72 amino acids)
Biological process (GO): mitochondrial electron transport, ubiquinol to cytochrome c
Source: RefSeq, a predicted model, not a curated record